This is a messenger RNA of Oncorhynchus masou masou (cherry salmon), 6680 nucleotides long. Its product is annotated as regulator of G-protein signaling 3-like. Lineage: Eukaryota; Metazoa; Chordata; Actinopteri; Salmoniformes; Salmonidae. The record is from RefSeq and is a predicted model, not a curated record. The coding region runs from base 67 to 3240 and encodes 1057 amino acids. Gene Ontology annotation, cellular component: nucleus; plasma membrane. The transcript has 23 exons. Gene Ontology annotation, molecular function: protein binding.
AAGUAAUGUGGAGAAGGGUUUUUAUUUAGUCUUCAGUCUUUGUUUACUGUUGAGCAUCAUUAUGAUAUGGACGACUGUCAAGUCCCAGUGAUAAAUUCAGGCAAAGUCAAGUUACAGACAUCCUCAACCCUUUUACAAACCUUUGGUCAGCUGAGAGUGUCAAUAAUGCCAUACAAUGGCUGCCUUAAUAUUCAGAUCAUUGAAGCCAGAGGACUCCUUGGGAAUGAAAAUAGGAAAUGUGAUUUUUAUAUCAAGCUAGCGAUUAUCCCAGACCUCAAUCACCGUACUCAUCGGAAGACCGAAACUGUAUUAGGCUGCAAAAAUCCUCUCUCCCUUGAGACCUUUUUGCUGGCUAUUAGCGUGGAGGAUUAUCAGAAGAGACUGCUGGUCACUGUGUGGAAUUGCAACCCAUCCUCCAGGAGGAGUGAGUUCCUGGGCUGCAUGAGUUUUGGAACACACUCGCUCAUAACUUCAUCAAAGGUGAUCAGUGGCUGGUAUUAUCUCCUGGGCGAAGAGCUGGGGAGAAGCAAGCAUCUGAAAGUGGCUUCGAGACACCUCACAGGCAGGCAGGACUCUGCUGAAGCUGCCUUGUCCAACCAUGGUGCUCCAGCCUCUGGGAAGGUGCUGCCUUCAAGCCCAGAGAAUAUGCUAUGCUUAACAGUGACUAUCCUUCGGGGUAAAGAUGGCUUCGGCUUCACCAUCUGCUCGGACUCACCUGUGCGUGUUCAGGCUGUCGAUCCAGGGAGUCCAGCGCACCAGGCUGGCUUACAGCAGAUGGACACUGUGCUGCAGCUCAAUGGCCAACCAGUGGAGCAAUGGAAGUGUGUCGACCUUGCUCACGCAUUCAGAAACUGCCACAAUGCGAUCACUGUAGUGGUAUGGAGGACCCUACCUAUUAUGAAGCCGUAUUUUGAGGGCCUGAUCCACAGACCGUCUUAUAAGGCCUCUGCCUACGACACUGUGGUGUCCCCGGCGGGGAAGAAACGAGACAAGACCCCGCCUUUGCUGACCCACCCCGCCCAUGGCAGACGGAGUGGACGUAAGCUAGGGCUGGUGUCAGAGGGCGGCCAUGGAUCCUUGUGGAGGGACAAGCGAGAAGACAAGGGAGAGUACUACAAGGGACAGGAGCCAGACUACGGGACUACUAAGAUAAGGACUCGGACCCUCAAAGGCACCCGGGUGACCUCAUCAAAUGGUGACAACUACAUUAUCCUCUCCCCUGUGGACCCGGGAAGCCAGAUCUUGCAUCCUGUUUAUCAAGACCGGAAUGGUACACUUGGUAAGAUUUAUCAAAGUCACCCACGCGGUGGACUUCAGAAGGGCAAUGGCUUUCUACAGGACACUGCUAGCGGGCUACAGGCCACAGGCUUAUCUUCUCAACGCUCCAUCAUCGGUAAGACGGCUACCAUGCUGCCCCCAUCUGGCUACCAACCCAGCUAUGGCAAUUACCAGAACUGCACCAUUGUCCAGUCUCAUCUGCCCUACUCCAAUUACGGAACCUACGUCACGCUGGCCCCCAAAACCCUCAUCUUCCCCGUCUUUGUUCAGCCCCUGGAACUGUGUAGCGAGCGAACACUUCUUCUCUCAGAGGAGAUGAUCCUGCAUGAGAGCCAGUGCAUGUCUAUCAAGGUGACAUUGCUCAUCUACACAGACCUGAUGCUGCUGACUAGGGAGGAUGAGGCAGGCCACUGUAAUGUGCUGCAGAACCCCCUGUACCUCCACCAGCUCCGCCUGCGGGAUGUUCCUGUUGAUGUUUUGAGGUUGUACAUCAUCCACUGGACAGAGAGGAGUGAGUGCCUGUUCAGUCUGGAGGCGUACACGGUGGAGCAGAAGAGGCGGGUACAUCAGUGCCUGCGGGAGAACAUUGACAAGCAUCUGGAGCAGAGGGAUACACUUGUACAUGAUCAGAUGUUGGAACCAAUGGCUGAUGUCCAUUGUGAGCUCGGUAUCCUAAAUCUGGGCCGUCAAGCCACCGAAGAGCCCUCCUCGCAUGGCCCUUCCUCCGAACCCUACAGCAUGAGCAGCCCGCCAGCCAAUAUUCCGAACCUCAUCCCCCUGGUGGUGCGCAGCACAGAGGACCUUGGUAUGAGUUUGAGCAGUAUGAGCCUGGAGAGAACGAGCAUCUGGAAGGUAAGGGAGAAGGUGGAGGGAGACGAGGAGAGGCCGCAGGGUGAGGGAGAGAGCGCCACUGAGACGUCAGAGACAGCGUGUAUGGGUGCCAUACCUCUGUCCCCCUCUCCGUCGUCCUCGCUCACAGUCCCAGACAUGCGCUUCCUCGAUCGCUCCUUCAACACAGAACCCAUGGAAGAAGAAGAAGAAGAGGAGGAUGAGGAGGACUGUGACAAAGACUGCCUGGAACGUCGGAGCAUCGGGGAAUGCUCUCCCUUUAGGAAGCGGGGUGAGGGCAUGAGCGGUGGUGACGAGCCUAGGGUCCUCCACAGACGCACGCUUAGCGAGGGCAGUCUGCUGCAGGAGCUGCGCUCGCCACGUUUCAUCUCCGACAGCACCAUCCACCGCCUGGACAGAGGCCACGCUCCCCCACCGGGCGGCUGGAUGCGGCCCUCCCCCAAGACCCUGAAGAAGGAGUUGACAAGGAACGGAGGCUCGGUGCACCAGCUCUACAUGCUCCUCUCAGGGAGGAAGGUAUGCAGUGAAUCUGACUGUAACUGUGAGUUUAAACAUGGCUGCACGAAAAAGAAGAAAUCCACGAACCUGGCCAAAGACAUGAAAAAUCGCUUGACUUUCUUGAGGAAGAACGAUUUCCACGGCAGCAACCCAACAAACGGGCUGGAGAAAGUCCUGAAGUCAGUCAAGCCCUCGCCAGAGGAGGCCCUGAAGUGGGGGGAAUGCUUUGAUACGCUGCUGGCUCACAAAUAUGGAGUGGCAGUCUUCCAAAGGUUCCUGCAGACAGAGUUCAGUGAGGAGAACUUGGACUUCUGGUUGGCCUGUGAGAAGUACAGGAAAAUCAAAUCCCAGUUCAAAAUGGCCUCCCGAGCAAAACAAAUCUUCUCAGAAUACAUGUCCAUACAGUCCUGUAAAGAGGUGAAUCUGGACUCCUACACCCGAGAGGUCACGAAGGAGAACUUGCAGAGCACCUCGGCAUUGACCUUUGACCUGGCCCAGAACAGGAUCUAUGGCCUCAUGGAGAAGGACCCGUACCCUCGCUUCCUGCGCUCGGACCUCUACAGGGACUUGACCAACCAAAAGAGGUUCAACACCAUGGUGCCAGAUCUGCCCUGAAUUGGAAGAGAGAUUGAAGACAUUGGAUGACUUGGAGCCCUGGUUUGUGUUCAUUAGAGGGAUGGACAUUGGAGAGCUGUGCCCAGGUGACAUUCACGUUGUCUAAAUUGGUUUAGAUUAUGGUUUGGUACUAUUUUUGUCAGUGUUAUAUACUUACCUCAUCUGAUUCUCCAUGGGCAUUUUCCCAACCUGGUUCUGUGGUCAUUGGUUUCUGACGAGUUAAUUUAAAAAAUGUUUUGAACAAAUACAGCUUCCAUAUCCUCAUUGGCCUUCCUGUUUGUGGCAUAGCCCAAAUCUUCACUGCCUUCUAUUUCUGUGUGUAACACAGGCAGAUUUCUGACACUUCACUAUUCCAAAGACUAGAAGAUGCUAUACACUAUAUCUAGGAGGUGUUCAACAUAGCCAAGAGGCCUUCCAGUGUAUUCAAACCGUUGUGCAAUCAACAAACAUGGUGCAAUGAAAUCCCCCCCCAAAACAUUAUACAAGCAAUCCUAUAUGAUCUUUUAAUAUUUCAGCAUUGGAAGCUCUGCAAUACAAGGUGGUUGCCACUGCUUACAGAAAACCUUCACCAUCAGCAUCCAGAUACUAAGUGCAAUAUGAAUGUGUGCCUUCAGAGACUAUUCACACAACCUUUCCUCAUUUGAGAUUAAAAUGUAUUUCAUUGUAAUUUUUUUAUCAACAAUUUACACAAUACUCAAACAUAUGUACAAAUAUAUAUAUAGAUAUAAAAGGAAAAUUAAACACUAAUAUAUCUUGAUUAGAUAAGUAUUCAACUGCCUGAGUCAAUACCUGUUAGAAUCACCUUUGGAAGCGAUUACAGCUGUGAGCCUUUCUGGGUAAGUCUAAGCGCUUUCUACACCUAGAUUGUGGAACAUUUGCCAUUCUUUACAAAAGUAGGCAAGUUCUGUCAAAUUGUUUAUUGAUCAUUGCUAGAAAACAGAUUUAAGUAGAUUUUUAAGUCAAAACUGUAACUCAGCCACUCAGGAACUUUCACAAUCUUCUUGGUAAGCAACUCCAGUGUAGAUUUUGCCUUGUGUUUUUGGUUAUUGUCUGGCUGAAAGGUGAAUUCAUCGUCCAGUGUUUGACGGAAAGCAGACUGAACCAGGUUUUCCUCUGAAAUUUUGCCUGUGCUUAGCGCAAACUCCCCAGUCCUUAUCGAUUACAAGCAUACCCAUAACAUGAUGCAGCCACAACUAUAGCGUUGAAGUCAGAAGUUUAUAUACACCUUAGCCAAAUACACUUUAACUGAGUUUUUCUUUUCACAAUUCCUGACAUUUAAUCCUAGUAAAAAUUCCCUGUCUAAGAUCAGUUAGGAUCACCACUUUAUUUUAAGAAUGUGAAAUGUCAGAAUAAUAGUAGAGAGAAUUAUUUCUUUCAGCUUUUAUUUCUUUCAUCACAUUCCCAGUGGGUCAGAAGUUUACAUACACUCAAUUAGUAUUUGGCAGCAUUGCCUUUAAAUAGUUUAACUUGGGUCAAACAUUUUGGGUAGCCUUCCACAAGCUUCCCACAAUAAGUGGGGUGAAUUUUGGCCCAUUCCUCCUGACAGAGCUAGUGUAACGGAGUCAGGUUUGUCAGCAUCCUUGCUCACACAUGAAUUUUUCAGUUCUGCCCACACAUUUUCUAUGGGAUUGAGGCCAGGGCUUUAUGAUGGCCACUCCAAUACCUUGACUUUGUUGUCGUUAAGCCAUUAUGCCACAACUUUGGAAGUAUGCUGGGGGUCAUUGUCCAUUUGGAAGACCCAUUUGCCACCAAGCUUUAACUUCCUGACUGAUGACUUGAGAUGUUGCUUCAAUAUAUCCACAUAAUUUCCCUUCCAUAUGAUGCCAUCUAUUUUGUGAAGUGCACCAGGCCCUCCUGCAGCAAAGCACCUCCACAGCACGAUGCUGCCACCCCGUGCUUCACGGUUGGGAUGGUGUUCUUCAGCUUGCAAGCCUCCCCCUUUUUCAUCCAAAUAUAACAAUGGUCAUCAUGGCCAAACAGUUCUAUUUUUGUUUCAUCAGACCAAAGGAUAUUUCUCCAAAAAAGUACAUUCUUUGUCCCCAUGUGCAGUUGCAAACCCUUUUUUAAUGGAGGUUUUGGAGCAGUGGCUUCUUCCUUGCUGAGCAGGUUAUGUUGAUAAAAGACCCGUUUUACUGUGGAUAUAGAUACAUUUGUACCCGUUUCCUCCAUUGACGUCAUUGUGAAAUCCCUGAAUGGUUUCCUUCCUCUCUAGCAAGUUAGGAAGGACUUCUGUAUCUUUGUAGUGACUGGGUGUAUUGAUACACCAUCCAAACUGUAACUAAUAACUUCACCAUGCUCAAAGGGAUAUUCAAUUUCUUAUUUGUUUUGCUUGCUCGACUGAGGGGCCUGAAAAUUAUCUGUAUGUGUUGUGUACACAGAUGAGGUAGUCAUUCAAAAAAAUCAUGUUAAACGCUAUUAUUGUCUAAUAAAAUGCAUUUGCUGCACACACCCAGAGAAAAUGAUUUUAAUGUAGAGGUGCUGACAAAUGGUGAAUAAACUGUAAGCUAUAUAUAAAGUGUGUUUUUAAACGCUAUUAUUGCACAGAGUCCAUGCAACUUAUGUGACUUGUUAAGCAAACUUUUUCUCAUGAAUUUAUUUAGGAGUCGAACACUUGACUCCAGACAUUUUUUUAAAACAUAAUUACAAUUUUGACAUUAUGGGCUAUUAUGUGUAGGCUAGUAACGAAAAGUAUCUUAACUUAAUCUAUUUUAAAUUCAGGCUAUAACGCAACAGAAUGUGUAAAGAUUCAAGGGCUGUAAAUACUUUCUGAAGGUACUGUAUAAAGGAGAAAUAGUAUAUUACCCUGUACGUUUUUGUAUUAUAGUAUCUUAUAUAAUAGUAAUUGUUUUAGGGAGGUUCAUAUACUACAUACAAGUAACAAACAGCGAUAACAUGGAAAAGCAAUUUGUCAUCAAUAAUUAAGCUCAUGACAUCCACAGCACAUAUGACUUUUAGAGACCCCUAAGGAGAAACAUUUAUCCUCAAGGAGAAAAAACAAACAUGUUAACCAAACAAAUGGGUCAUAUGAAAAAGAGAGACUGAAGUUAUAGAAUAACUGGUUUGUUACUUAUGCUGCAAAUGUAUAAAGACGCGUUGCUUAAUAAGAGUGCAUUCACUAUGUACAAUCUAACAUAUGUUAUGUUUUUCUACACAUGAGAGGAUCCAGACAAGAAAAUUGUCAAAAUCAUAUUUAAAACUCAAGCCUUUUGAGCUGGCAACUCAUACGACCCCAUCAAAGAGGAGACUCAAACAUGACAAUGUCGUCUGAACUUUGACACCCACGUCUUAAUUUCAAAGAUGUCUUCUCACAGAAGUCCGUUUGAGCUACAAACUAAGUCACCAACAACAGAUAAGACUCUCAUAAACAUUUAGCACUCACUUGUUUUACUGUACAUCGCACACAAGCUUUAGGGGCGUCAUCGGAAGGUAACCUGUGAAAA